AUGCCAGGCUUCCUGGUACCCUGUCCUCCAGUGAGGCUAUGCGUGGGUCUUACGUGUGUCCUGUCCCUUUGGAACACAGUGUCUGCUGUUAAAGGAGAAGCCAAGAAGGGAAAGGUCAUGACCUUCCUUCCCACAACAGCUCCUGGCCUUGGAGAAGAGAGGAAGGAAAAAGGGGUGGCUUUUCUGGAUACCACAGAGCUGCCUGCAAGGUCGGUCGAUCUGUCCGCCCUGAACCUGACAGAGCUGGUGAACGGAAUGCUGAAUAGAGCUUUAAAAGAUACCAAGUUCUUCUCCUUGCUGAGCAUCACUUCCUACAGCUCCUUUGCCUUCCACAAGUUUUCUGUGACCAUUUACAAUAUUUCCAACCUGAAGACUGUGGACGCCACCAGAUUUCCCACCCGGUACUGCUACUGCCUGAACAACAGGACCAAUGACUUAUCAGAUUUCACAGCCCUACUGGUGGACGUCAUCGGAAAUUCUACCAGCUACCUCACAGAGAUUUUUAAGUCAACUUCCAUCCUCUCAGUGAGUCAAACGAACGAAUCUGACUGCAUCUUCAUCUGUGUGAUGACAGGAAAGUCAGGAAGGAAUCUUUCUGACUUCUGGGAGAUGGCGGAGAAAUCUCCUGUCAUCAACUACACAUUCACCAGCAGCAUGUCUGGUGUUCUGGGUGAGUCUCCCAGGGGCACGGCCGUGACUUCAAAGCUUACACCCACGAGCCAGCAGACACUACAGGGGACAAGCCGCCUGCACGGAGCUCAGAGCACCAGGGCACCUGCUCCUAGAACCUCUCCCUGGACAGAGACAACGUCCCCUGCAGAUGGACAACAGGCCGUGAGCACAGACAGGCUUCUGGAGCUCCACGCCAGGGCCACGGCCAUGGCCACGCAGGGCAGUGCCCCCCGCACCCUCCCAGCCUUGGGGGGCUUAAGUCCUGUGCCCGAAGAGGAAUCCAAAAAAGAUGUCAAUCCCCUCCACCCCGAAGAAAAUGGCAAGAUUGCCCUGCGGAGGGAUGUCAUAGUUGUCUGUACAUGUGUGAUGUUGCCCAGCUCGGGUGCGAAUGCAGUGGUCCGCUUGGAGCAGAAGCGGGGUCUAAUUAUUAGCUGGUUUCCAGUUGCAUCUGACACAAUGUAUCACAGCUACCCCCAGGACUUGCCCAUUUCCUAUGCUACCCUGGACGAGCCUCCACUGCAGGUUCUAUCUCUUACUCAGUUCUGCAUCCUCACCGCCCUGCGGGAACCGCCCUGCCGGGUACCGGGCUUAAUAACCACCAAUGGAACUUCUACCCAUGGCACACAGACCCCGAGUCCAACCAAGGCACUGGCCCCGAAAUAUCCACAGAAAGGUGACCUUCCUGCGGCAUGGCCAUUUACCCCUAGAGAAGAGCCAGCCCUGGUCCCAGGACCCCACCAAGUCUCAAGGUGUCCUCAGCUGCUCCUCGAAGAGGGGGCCAUCACCACCAUUCCCCUCACCCUGGCCAUCCAGAAGCUCAACCCUUGCCUGAUGGAGCUGUGCCGCUUUUUCCAGCAAUGCCUCUGCAUAAGCCAGAAGAGAGAGACCAGGACGGAGGCCAUGAGGUACUGUCUUGAAUACUAUUCCUGGUUUCUGAAGAACGCAACAUACAUCUGUCAGAGGGUGAAAAGGGUGCCCCACUCCCACACCUUAAAACAAAAAUGCCUCCAGAAUAUCUGCCAGUCGGUGUGA
Messenger RNA from Callorhinus ursinus (northern fur seal), 1704 nucleotides. NCBI's taxonomy places the organism in Eukaryota, Metazoa, Chordata, Mammalia, Carnivora, Otariidae. The record is from RefSeq and is a predicted model, not a curated record.